Messenger RNA from Calidris pugnax (ruff), 2634 nucleotides. RefSeq names its product alkylglycerol monooxygenase (gene AGMO). NCBI's taxonomy places the organism in Eukaryota, Metazoa, Chordata, Aves, Charadriiformes, Scolopacidae. Gene Ontology annotation, molecular function: oxidoreductase activity; iron ion binding. Gene Ontology annotation, biological process: lipid biosynthetic process. The coding region runs from base 72 to 1418 and encodes 448 amino acids. Gene Ontology annotation, cellular component: endoplasmic reticulum. The record is from RefSeq and is a predicted model, not a curated record. The transcript has 13 exons.
GGGAGGUCCCCGCUGUCAGCGCAUCCGCGGAGGGGCGGCAGGUUCCGCACCUGCAGCCGCGGAGCGGAGCGAUGGGGAGCGGGGCGGGCGGCCCACGGGAAACCGCGCCGGGGCAGCAGAUCCGCGCUCUUUUCUACGCGCUGCCCCCCGGGGAGAGCUCCUUCCGCACGGUGGAGGAGGUGCCCGACUACGUGGAGAAGAGUAUUCCAUUCUUCAUUGCUUUUAUUGGGCUGGAGUUUGCUGUCAGCUGGGCUCAGAAGCGUAAACUGGCAGGUCGGAUCAAUGAUGGCAUCAGUUCUCUUUCUUUAGGUAUCCUGUCUCGACUGCCAGAUGUUUUAUUCAGAAGCAUUGACUUAAUUAGUUAUAUCUACAUAUGGAAUAACUACAGACUCUUUGAACUGCCCUGGGACUCGCCAUGGACGUGGUACUUGACGUUCCUGGGAGUAGACUUGGCGUACUACUUCUUUCAUCGCAUAAGCCAUGAGGUUAAUAUACUGUGGGCAGCGCACCAAGUACAUCAUAGUUCUGAAGAUUACAAUUUAUUCACAGCCUUGAGACAAUCUGUACUGCAGAAAUACACCUCCUGGAUUUUCAACUUGCCCAUGGCUCUUUUCAUCCCCCCUUCAGUGUUUGCUGUUCAUCUGCAGUUUAAUCUACUUUACCAGUUUUGGAUACAUACAGAGGUUGUCACCAAACUUGGGCCCCUGGAGUGGAUUCUUAAUACUCCCAGUCAUCACAGAGUUCAUCAUGGUAGAAAUCCUUACUGCAUUGACAAAAAUUAUGGUGGCACUCUCAUUAUCUGGGACAGGAUAUUUGGAACAUUUGAGGCAGAAGAUGCAAAAGUUGUAUAUGGCUUAACACAUCCAGUAAAUUCAUUUGAUCCCAUCAUGCUGCAGUUACGUCCCUUGGCUCAUAUUUGGAACACGUUUUGGGCCACACCUGGAUUCUGCAAUAAGCUUUCUGUCAUAUUCAAAGGGCCAGGCUGGGGACCAGGCAAACCUAGACUUGGCCUUCCUGAGGAAAUCCCAGUGAUCACUGGAAAAGAAGUUCCCUUCAAUCCAAGUGUACCAGCUUAUCUUAAUUGCUAUGCCGUUCUACAUUUUGCUGUGAUAAUGGACUUGUAUACUGGACUUCUUGGUUCUGUGACUAUGUUAUCACAGGGAACUAUUCUUCUGAGAAUUGGCUUUAUCAUUCUGUCCCUGACCUCUUUUGGACUACUUAUGGAGAACAGGCCCAAAGCAGACAUUUUGGAAAUCAUUCGCUGCUUAGUUUUUGUAGCUGUGUACAAAUUUGGGCACUUAAGGAGUCAAUUUACUUCCUUGGACUAUGCAUAUGAGGUCUUGUUUUCCCUCAGCGCUGCAUUCUGGGGAAUCCAAAUUAUGAAGCGGAUCACUUCAUCCAAAGAUAAACAUCACUGAAAGAGCAGAUCUAACAUCACUUUAAUUACGGAAACAACACUUUGGAAUAACCUUCGAAGUUCCUUGGAAUUAGUCAACCAUGAUUCUUACUGAAUCACAAUCAUUUUGCUUAUGAUAGGAGAGGUUUGUGAUUUCCUAUGAAGGUUUGAAAGAUUCAUUAGGACGUUUUUGUUUGAUUUUUAAAAAAAUAUUUAAUUUCCCCCCAAUUUAAAUAAAGUAUUAAUUCACAAUAUAUAUUUUUACAUUCAAAGGAUUACAAAGGCUUAGAAACCAUGUAAAACUAAUUGCAUUUUGCAGUGAUUUUGUUAAUAAUCCUAUGUGAAAACUAUUUUUUAGAAGAGGAAUAAUUAAAAUCAUAUCUGUUCUAACCUGGUAUAAAAUGACUGUCUUCCUAUCGAGGCUAAAUGUAAACAUAUGUGAAAUGUCAGUUUUUCCGUAAUGAUUGAAUUGCACCAGAAUCUCAAUGUCAUGCCCAAUUCGGUGUUCAUAACAUACAGCUACAUGUGGAUGAGUAGUCGAGGCAAGAAAAUGAUUAAAAACAGCAUGAUAAAAUAACUUGAACUAGUAUGAGUUGAAACAUCUUCAAAACAAUUGGCCAAUGUAUGUGUUGUAUAAUGCAGACAUGCAGUUUAGGCUAAAUUAUUUAAGGAGAACACCUGCAGUUGCCAAGUGUAGAUACUGAUCAAGCCCGUACUUCCACAUGGGUAUCCCAUUGACUAACAUUACUCACGUGACAAAAUAUUUGCAAGACUGGGCCCUUAACUUCUGGUAAUUUCCUGCUGGGGUGAUCUCAGGAGAGAUGCACGUCUUGUCUUUCAGGAGCUGUUGGAAAGAUGGUUUGUACUAAGAUAGGAAAAUUAAAUACAAAUGGUGAAGGGAGUCUCCAAACAGCAGGACUGGCAAAAAUACUGGAGCUGGGUUGUUUUUCUUUCCUCACACUCUUCCAACUUUUUCUUUGGCUCCAAGACUUUUAGAAGUGCUUAAAGUCAAGUAGCUAAAAAAUGUAGGCUGUCUUGCAUGCUUCAAACUAGUAAUAAUACCUGAAUUAAAAAAGGGGUUUAAGUUUGGGUUGGGUUUUUUUCCCAUUCCAUUUUCCUUGUUGAUGACGUGCUAACAGACAUCUCAGAUUGGAUAGAUAGCCUGCUUUUAAUUAACCCAUAUUUUCAAUCUCUAGCUGUAACAGAUGCCACUGCCUACAUAAUUGGAUGUUUCCAAU